CCAAAAAAUUUGAAAUCAAAAAACUAAUCCAUAUCCGUAAUUAACGAACCGUUACAAAUUGCGCCUCCAAAAAAGUCGCAACGGUCAGAUUUUGCCCCCAUAUUUUCCCUCCUCUCCUCUCUUCUUCCCUUCCAAUAAUUUUUGCAUCAGUACUCACUUCGUAAGAAACCCUAAUUUUUGAGUUGCGAUUGAGUUUUUGAUCCAUCCCUUGGCGAACUUAUUACUCUGUCAUCAUCUUCGAUGGAGUCGAAGAAUGCUAAACCUGAGACUCUAGUGAUGGAUGAUCAGAUCAUAUCUCAAUCGAAGCCUCAAGUGGUUUCGGUUUCAUCGGAGAAUUCGAAUCCUAACGUCCCACACGAGACUCCGGUGAGGAUCUCCGGCUCUCCGUUCGCGAAGUCGAGUGAAUCCGCGGAGAAGGUAACGAGAUCGAAGCUUAAUCCUAGCCUGGCGGCGUUUUCACCAAGGAAUCGUAUCAGAGAGAGGAGAUUCGUGGUGGUGAAGAAGAAGAAGAAGAAGAAGGAGGAUUCAGCGUCUGUGGAGUGUAAGUGUGGAGCUAAGAACAUGAAGAAAUGCGUUUGUGUUGCAUACGAAACUCUCCGUGCUUCGCAUGAAGAUUUCUUCAAAAAGCGAGAGGUAGAAAUUGGAGAAUCCAGCCUGAAUGUGGAGGAGGAGGAAGAUGAAACUGGUGAUUGUUCGAUGAAGAGGAGACGAGAAAAGGUGCUCGAAGAAGCCAGAAGGAGCCUCCCUGAAUAUGGUAAAGUGAUGCAUCUCGUUAAGGCAUUCGAGAAGCUUACUUGCUUCCCCUUUGCAAAGGCAACAGAGGAUAAGAAGAUUAAGAAAGCUCUGAAAUGGGGGUUGCCUGGGAUGAUGAGCCUGCAGCAGCAGCAGCCCAAGUGUCCAGAGGAAACUGAGACAGACCAAGUUACAUGGACUUCUUCAUUUUCACCAUCUGAUUUGGUUUUAACAGCUACCAAUCUGGGAAUAGAACAACCUCUUGCCUCAGUUUCUUCAUCAUGGGGCAGCAACAGUGUUUCAAGCCUAAGUUCAAAUGGUGGUAGGAGGAGCAGGAGAAAUAGCUUGGACUCCUCUGCUUCAAUGGGUAGUAGAAUAUCUAAGAAGAAGCAGGUCAAAGUCACUUCUUUGAAGCCAUUCAAACUUAGAACUGAGGAACGUGGACGAAUGAAAGAAGAAGAGUUAGCGAAGAAACUACAAGAGAUGACGAUGGAAGAAGAAAAAAUGAGAAUCCCAAAAGCUCAAGGUCUUCCCUGGACAACUGAUGAGCCUGAGACUCUGGUUAAGCCUUAUGUGAAAGAUAUCACAAUACCAGUAGAGUUAAAGCUCCACUCAGACAUUCGAGCAAAGGAACGUGCAGAAUUUGAUUACCAGGUUGCUGAGAAAAAGAGUCUAAUAGAGCAAGACAAAGCAGAAAGAGUAAGGCAACAAAAGGUAGCAGAAGAAGAAGAGUUAAGAAGGCUGAGGAAAGAAUUGAUCCCAAAGGCACAACCAAUGCCAUACUUUGAUCGACCAUUCGUCCCCAGAAGGUCGAGCAAGCACCCGACGAUACCUCGAGAUCCCAAGUUUCACAAAACUCAACACAAGAGAUGCUGCAGUACAUCGUCUUGGAGUGAAACAGGAUCUUACAUGAGCGAUCUCUUGUACCAGCAGCAAGACCUUUAAAGAUGCUUUGCCUUCCAUUUGCACAUUUCUUCACUAUCUUUUUUUCUUGUCCAUAUUAUCAUCAUAACUUGCCCAAACAAAACUUCUACCAUUUAAAGAAGCCGUUAAUGAGUUUCCUACACCA
This is a messenger RNA of Raphanus sativus (radish), 1801 nucleotides long. Its product is annotated as microtubule-destabilizing protein 60. Gene Ontology annotation, molecular function: protein kinase activator activity; microtubule binding. Gene Ontology annotation, cellular component: mitotic spindle; nuclear microtubule. The transcript has 7 exons. Gene Ontology annotation, biological process: mitotic spindle assembly; regulation of mitotic spindle organization; activation of protein kinase activity. The record is from RefSeq and is a predicted model, not a curated record. Lineage: Eukaryota; Viridiplantae; Streptophyta; Magnoliopsida; Brassicales; Brassicaceae. The coding region runs from base 241 to 1677 and encodes 478 amino acids.